Triticum aestivum (bread wheat) is the source of this 2515-nucleotide messenger RNA. RefSeq lists its product as uncharacterized. NCBI's taxonomy places the organism in Eukaryota, Viridiplantae, Streptophyta, Magnoliopsida, Poales, Poaceae. The record is from RefSeq and is a predicted model, not a curated record. The transcript has 2 exons. The coding region runs from base 124 to 639 and encodes 171 amino acids.
UCGAUUUAGUGAUUUAGUGAUUGACAGGAUUUGGUUUCGGCCUGAAUCAGAUCCACUUUCCUGGAGGAGGUAGGAUAGAGCUUGGUGUCGCCCCCUGUACCGGCAGCGGUGACGAGAGGCGAUAUGGUGGCGGAGCAGGAGGUGGUGGAGCAGGAACGGGCGGUGGACAGCACCGAAGCUCUGAUCUUGGCGGCCAAGGUAGCGGCAGCGGCGAACAGGAGAGGGAGCUCGCCCCCGACGUCGGAGUCGUCAACUGGGAAGAUGAAUCCCCGGGCGCCUGGAUGGAAUAAGAGGCUGAUGCAGAGGAGGGAUUUUUUUUUUAAGUUUUGGGGGUCCACUCUGCUUGAGGAGGUAGGGGAGAGUUUGGUGCCGGCCCUUGUGGCUGUGAAUGGCCUUGCGGUGGUGGAUUUGGAGGUGCCACAGCAGGCGGAGCACAAGGCGGCACAACAUUGGGCAGUGGACAGCAGCCAAGGACAAAUCUUCUCGACGAAGGAGGCGGUGGCCGACACAAGGGAGAGCUCACGUCCGACUUCGGAGCUGUCAAUGGGGAAGAUGAAUCCCCAAGCGUCGGGGUGGAACAGAGUGGUUAGUGAAGAGAAACUUGCAUCCCAUCAGAGAAUCAGGGAUUUAGGGAAAUAGAACUAGUCAUGACUUACGAAAUCCUACAAUUAGACAAGUGCUGAUUGCUCUCUGCAUUCAUAAAAUUCAUGCUAAAUGUGCCUGUGUUUGCUAGCUGUGCUGGUGGUGCAAAGUGGCACGUGCUGAAGAAAGCAAAGGACUCAUUGGGAGCUCCGUACACUAAAAAGCGUGAGUACAGAGCAGAAUUUCAUAAAGUGGUAAACCACAUGCUGAUAGUAGAUGAAUUUGAGAGAGGGUGGGAGAUGUUGCUGGAUAAAUACAAAGCUCAGGUCACACCCUUACAUGAUGCAGUUGUUCGAGAUUAGGAAGAAAUGGUAUAAGCCUUACUUUAAGGGCGUGUUCAGCGCCGGAGAUCUCAGGAUAUGCUGGUUUUAGUUUUAGUCUGUGGCUUGUUCAGCGCCGGAGAUUGAUCUGGGCGAUGACAUAGCCGGGGGCGAAGAAAUGGAGUUCCCGAUGCAACCAAUUUGUAGGCUUCCCUUUGCGCCUUACACGCUCGGUUCUUUUAUGGAGUUUUGUUGGAAAUUUGUGUCAUGAUUCGAGAUUGAGCUGACAGGCAGAUCUGUGCAGGGGAGGGGGUGCCUGUCAUUGAAGCAGAGGGUGAAGCGCAAGCAUCCGAGCAGUCUGUUGGUCAAACUGACCCAAAAACUCUAGGAUGGACAAGAAGGUAAUCUCUUGGUCAUGCGUGAUUGGAUACCCGAUGUCAAGCCGUACGUGGAAGUGCUCGAAUUGCAUUUUCAUAAUUGGCUUACAGCUUACUGGAUGAUAAUUUAGUUAACGAACCUCUGAAAAAGGAAAAUCUGUGUGCACAGGGUUUGGAUCCUGAUUGAAUGUUAAGUAGGAUGUGGCCGUAUAAAAAUUUGUAGAUAUAUGUCAAAUCAGGUUGCAUGAAUUGGGAAAUGUGUUUUGAAUGAGUCAGCUCGUAAGAGCAACACGGAUUUUAGCUUGGGUCUGUGAUGGUGGAAUGUAUUACAUUGGCUAGAGUACGACUUUUUUCAUUUAAAUUGGAACUUACGGUAUAAGAUAAGAUACAAGAUAAGCUUUGUGAUUUCAGGAAUGAGUGUGUAUAAAGCUUGUACCUUUUAUGGAUUCACGAACAAAUGCUUGCAUCAGAUGGAAUCAUUGGGAAGAACUGAAUCAAUAGAAAAAACACAAUGGUGCCUUUGGGUGAGUAUAUAUGGAUUGAUGACCAGUGCUUAAACAUUAACUCUUCUCUGCAAGGCGAGGAUUGGUGCUGCCGCUCCUGGCAGGACGCCAUGUACAGAUUGCACGAGCGCUCUCGAGAAGGAAUCCGCAGCUUCACAGAGAACCCAGGAGACAUUGUGAUUGUGCAUGCGUUGGGUACAAGCUUUGAUACGUUGGGCGAGGCUUACGACUUGUACAAGUUGUACUCGUGGGAGAAGGGAUCCGGUAUCAGAUACGGGAUGAGCAAAUGUGGAGAGGACAAAGUGCAUGCAAGAAAUCUUUUGUGGCGGUGCGGUAUGUAUUCUUGUAUUUCCUGAACCACAUAUCUCUGUAAUUGAAGCAUGGACAAACAAUUGAGGCUCAUAUGUUCUUGUGGACCGUUGAUUUUGCAGACGAUGAUGUCGUGUUUUCAGGCACAUGUUUAUGUGUGCACUCUGAUGAGUAUUUCCUAGAAAUAAAAGAAAAAAAAAGAUCCAUUUCAUGACUAUGAAUUUACAUGAAGUUUGCGUGGGAUAUGUAGAGCUACCUGAAUUUAUAGUUUGUUAUUACAGGCGAUGGGAUAUAAAACAGUUUAGGAAGUGUGCUUGCAUUCUGAAGACUGUAUUGCCAUCAUGAUGGUUGCAUGCUGAAUUUUGAAAUUGAUAUAAGGUGGUUAACUUUGCUUGUUGAUUGGGCCAUGGAAUUGAAUGUUGAA